Messenger RNA from Schistosoma mattheei, 1155 nucleotides. The record is from the annotation of a GenBank genome assembly. NCBI's taxonomy places the organism in Eukaryota, Metazoa, Platyhelminthes, Trematoda, Strigeidida, Schistosomatidae.
AUGAUGAUGAUGAUGAUGAUGAUGAUGAUGAUGAUGAUGAUGAUGAUGAUGAUGAUGAUGAUGAUGAUGAUGAUGAUGAUGAUGAUGAUGAUGAUGAUGAUGAUGAUGAUGAUGAUGAUGAUGAUGAUGAUGAUGAUGAUGAUGAUGAUGAUGAUGAUGAUGAUGAUGAUGAUGAUGAUGAUGAUGAUGAUGAUGAUGAUGAUGAUGAUGAUGAUGAUGAUGAUGAUGAUGAUGAUGAUGAUGAUGAUGAUGAUGAUGAUGAUGAUGAUGAUGAUGAUGAUGAUGAUGAUGAUGAUGAUGAUGAUGAUGAUGAUGAUGAUGAUGAUGAUGAUGAUGAUGAUGAUGAUGAUGAUGAUGAUGAUGAUGAUGAUGAUGAUGAUGAUGAUGAUGAUGAUGAUGAUGAUGAUGAUGAUGAUGAUGAUGAUGAUGAUGAUGAUGAUGAUGAUGAUGAUGAUGAUGAUGAUGAUGAUGAUGAUGAUGAUGAUGAUGAUGAUGAUGAUGAUGAUGAUGAUGAUGAUGAUGAUGAUGAUGAUGAUGAUGAUGAUGAUGAUGAUGAUGAUGAUGAUGAUGAUGAUGAUGAUGAUGAUGAUGAUGAUGAUGAUGAUGAUGAUGAUGAUGAUGAUGAUGAUGAUGAUGAUGAUGAUGAUGAUGAUGAUGAUGAUGAUGAUGAUGAUGAUGAUGAUGAUGAUGAUGAUGAUGAUGAUGAUGAUGAUGAUGAUGAUGAUGAUGAUGAUGAUGAUGAUGAUGAUGAUGAUGAUGAUGAUGAUGAUGAUGAUGAUGAUGAUGAUGAUGAUGAUGAUGAUGAUGAUGAUGAUGAUGAUGAUGAUGAUGAUGAUGAUGAUGAUGAUGAUGAUGAUGAUGAUGAUGAUGAUGAUGAUGAUGAUGAUGAUGAUGAUGAUGAUGAUGAUGAUGAUGAUGAUGAUGAUGAUGAUGAUGAUGAUGAUGAUGAUGAUGAUGAUGAUGAUGAUGAUGAUGAUGAUGAUGAUGAUGAUGAUGAUGAUGAUGAUGAUGAUGAUGAUGAUGAUGAUGAUGAUGAUGAUGAUGAUGAUGAUGAUGAUGAUGAUGAUGAUGAUGAUGAUGAUGAUGAUGAUGAUGAUGAUGAUGAUGAUGAUGAUGAUGAUCGUGUUUAAUGAUUGUAAAAUUAAAUUGAAUUAA